AUGCCUGGCGCCCAUCCACCCAAUGACACUCUGCGUCCGCGCAGCAUACUGCGCAAACCAAAUCUUCUACAUACUCAUCACCCUUCAGACUCCUCCUUCCAGCAACCUCCUCGAACAUCACAUGCUCUUCCCUCAGUGCCUCGCGUAGAUAUGUAUCCGCCGCAUCAAACCCCCAGUUCACUGUACUCCUCGUACAAUGACUCUCCCCGUUCGCCCACCACCCCAUAUAGUCGUGGUCAGGCUCCGUGGAUGCCUCGUGGAUAUGAUAAACGCCAGCAAUAUAAUGCUUCACAUCAUGCUAAUUACCAACGAACACCUCGCGAUCUUGAUGACCAUCAGAAACGUAGUUCUUUGCCACCGCAUGCCUUCCAGCAGCAACAGAGCAUGCCAGACAUCAGGCGCAUACCAAGACCAUCGUCCGCGGAAAUAGAGAGGGACAGGCAGGCUCGGGCGUGCGGCCUUCAACUGGAUUAUAUGUCACAUCAGAACACUAUCUCUUCCUCGUACGACCACCUGCCACGAGGCAGCAGGCGCAUCGAAGAAGAUCAACGCCAGCGCGAUCCGAAGAUGCUGGUAGAGCGGGGCAAACCUCAAGCACCUCGACCGAAACCGCACAUUCUGUAUCCUAGGCUCGACAAGCUCGUUCGACGUGAGAAACAUCGUGCGAUGGAUCACAUCUCUUUUGAUGAGGAUGUAUUGGAGUUGUACAGAGAGGAAGGAGAAUUACGAGAGAAGCUCCGUGAAAAGCGUAGAGGUAAAGCUGAGAAGAGAGAUCCAAAAUUCCGUCUGUUCUACGUCAUAGGAGCGCCAUUACGUGACGUCUUGAUUCAUGCCUCAUCCAUGAUCACUAUGGGCGAACAUCAGCACGACAUACCGACCCUUGUCGUUGCCUGUGUAGAAGAGCUGACAAGAACAGGUAUCUACCAACAAGGGUUGUUCCGCACGUUACCUAGCCGCGAUCGACACAUACAGUUAAUCGACAUCUACGACUCCAGCGCCGAUUAUGGGGCAAAAUUCAGCAUGCACGGACAGACUAUGCCGGACAUUUGCGCAGUCUUAUCCACAUUCAUCUCCGGUCUCCCCCAGCCUCUCCUUGAUCCUAGACUUUACAGCGGAUUCUGGCACUGGUGCGUUAAACCCAGCGUGAAGCGCGAAGAUGUAAGGCGAAGUCAGCAGGACGCGGAAGAAGAGGAGAAACGUGCUAGAGGCGAGCUGCCGCUCUUGCUUCCCAUGUCAGCCAAACAGCAUCAAAAGCAAUCUAAGGAUCAUGAUGACCUUCAUCUUGGGAACGACGGUGACAUCGAACGUCACCAGAUCAUGGUCGCACAAGUAAUUCUACGCUUCCUGCCUAUAGGCCAACUCUCUCUACUGAUCUAUCUCUGCGGAUUUUUCACUCAACUUCCCCUUUGUCCGGAGAACGGCAUACAAUUUGAGGACAUCGCGCGGAUCUUUGGGCCUAGGAUUCCUGGGUACGACGGCGAAGGUGUCGUCGCAGAAGAUGAUGGUUUGGUUAUUAUCGAGGUGGCACAAGAUCUCAGAAGGUCUCCUCACUGA
Molecule: messenger RNA, 1554 nt
Organism: Suillus paluster
Lineage: Eukaryota; Fungi; Basidiomycota; Agaricomycetes; Boletales; Suillaceae
Product: Rho GTPase activation protein
Exons: 3
Coding region: 1-1554 (517 amino acids)
Biological process (GO): regulation of fungal-type cell wall organization; signal transduction; activation of GTPase activity
Cellular component (GO): cell cortex
Molecular function (GO): GTPase activator activity
Source: RefSeq, a predicted model, not a curated record